GGGACCGUCGCCGGUUAAAAGGACCUGAUUCACUCCCCCGGCCAAUGGGGUCGCAAAGAACACAUACCAAGGGGUGGAGCAACGAUACCACUACCAUUCAUUUAGCCAAAAAAUAGUAGUAAACAUCAUCCUGACGUUCAAAGAACCAUUCCCGGAGUCGACUUCACUCGCGGUAAAAAACAACAACCCACCAUUUUCCAUUUUCCAACCGGGCAUCGUGGUGAAAAACAUGAACGACAUCGGUAUUAACAAAUUUCUGGGACCCCUCGGUUUACUCCAAUAUGCUGAAAUAUUCCAAAUUAAGGGAUACGAUGUGGAGAGUGAUUUCUGUAGCUUGAAUACAGGCGAUCUUGACGCGAUGAACAUCACCCACGCUGGACACAGAGAGACGAUUCUCCAGGCAGCCACAAACUACCAGCCCUCCGAAGAGUUCGAGGUUUUCCAGUGGCUUCGAGAUAAUGGAAUCGACCAUUACUUCGGCAACUUCAUCCGGAGUAACUACACAACCCUUCGCCAGGUGUCGAUUAUGGAACUUACGUCAGAGGUUCUCCAUGAGUUGGAAGUCCUGCUGCCGGGACAUCGUAAAAGACUCAAAAAUGCAUAUCUCACCGUCAUUGCGCUGACUACCGCUAAUUAUCUGUUGUUAUUUUGGCAAUACAUCCAUUAUUGGCAGUGUGAGAAAAUGACGGGGUUCACAGAGAGUGUCAUCGGCAUCUCCAGCUGA
This is a messenger RNA of Asterias rubens (European starfish), 724 nucleotides long. RefSeq lists its product as uncharacterized. Gene Ontology annotation, molecular function: protein binding. Lineage: Eukaryota; Metazoa; Echinodermata; Asteroidea; Forcipulatida; Asteriidae. The transcript is spliced from 3 exons. The coding region runs from base 230 to 724 and encodes 164 amino acids. The record is from RefSeq and is a predicted model, not a curated record.